Molecule: messenger RNA, 5519 nt
Organism: Neoarius graeffei (lesser salmon catfish)
Lineage: Eukaryota; Metazoa; Chordata; Actinopteri; Siluriformes; Ariidae
Gene: ak4
Product: adenylate kinase 4
Exons: 5
Coding region: 213-893 (226 amino acids)
Biological process (GO): nucleobase-containing compound metabolic process
Cellular component (GO): mitochondrion; cytoplasm
Molecular function (GO): nucleoside diphosphate kinase activity; AMP kinase activity; ATP binding
Source: RefSeq, a predicted model, not a curated record
UUGGGGAGGGUGUGUGUGUGUGAGAGAGAGAGAGAGAGAGAGAGAGGAGUGUGUGCCUUUUUUCAACUUUGUCCUCAGAAACUAGCUCAUAAAAUUCACUCUGACUUUAUCUGAGAGAAGGAAAGUGCAGUGAAGUAACGGGAAGACUCUGCACGGAGCUAAAGGUCUGAUGGAGCGCUUGUAACUGUGUCCAGGUUCAGGGUUUGAAGGAAAUGUCGAAGCUGUUCCGGGCUGUGAUUUUGGGUCCUCCAGGCUCGGGGAAAGGCACCAUCUCGGAGCGCGUGGCGAGCAGUUUCGGCCUGAAACAUCUGUCCAGCGGUGACUUCCUGCGCGAGAACAUCGCGGCCAGAACGGAGGCUGGAAUUUUGGCUAAAACAUACAUCGAGAAAGGUGCUUUGGUGCCAGACCAUGUGAUGACCCGCUUGAUGCUUCCCCGGGUAGAGGAGAUGACCCGGCACAGCUGGCUGCUGGAUGGUUUUCCUCGGACUCUAGCCCAGGCCGAGGCUCUGAACAGUGCCUGCGAGCUUGACGUGGUCAUUAGUCUUAACAUUCCUCUGGAAACAUUGAAGGAAAGACUGCGUCAUCGCUGGAUCCACCAAGCCAGCGGGAGGGUGUACAACAUGUGCUUUAACCCUCCUCGUGUCCAGGGAGUGGAUGAUAUCAGUGGAGAGCCACUGAUCCAACAUGAAGAUGAUAAACCAGAGGCACUGGUUGCCAGAUUGAGACACUACAAAGACGUGGCAAAGCCUGUCAUAGAUUUAUACAGGGCCAAAGGCAUCCUACACAUGUUUUCGGACACAGACACGGACCGGAUCUGGCCUUACAUCAGCUCACUUCUGAGUGCUAAGAUCCCGACAGACCUAGCAGACGCUCAAAGAGCCACAACUCACUGAAGAAAUGGUUCAUAUUGUUAACGGUUAAUUCUACUUAUUGGUAUAGCAUUUAUCACUUAGAGCUUCAUUAUAUAGUUCAUUUCUUAAAAAAGACUUGUCAUCCCUCACUUUCAGUCAAAUUCAAUGUAUCAAGACUGAAUCACUGUACUUUUUAAGUAUUAUUUUAGAUGCAGGAAGGAACAUUACAUACCAAAGCAUCUGCUUUUAUCAAUCUUUAGCUAAAAUGCAGAAUACCUGUUGACUAACCUGGUUAUACGUUUUUAGUGUUUUUAAGGAAACACAGCCAUAUUAGACUGUAUAUGUACUUUAAGUAGAAACAAGUAGAAUCUUCACAAAUCAGGGUGGCUAGACGGUUUCAAUGUUUAUGUGUGUAUUGCUAGUAAUAAUGAAUAUAUGUGACUUUUUGGGAUAGGAAAGUCAUUAUUCCAAUAUUCCCGUGACUUAUGUGAUUUAAGUAAUUUCUGUCAUUGUUUUGAUACACUGCUCUGUUUUACUGUAACAUGUGGCUGUGUAUUAUGCUGCCUUUCUGUCUGGAAUAUUCUCUCGUCAUUGUUCCUAAAUGAUUUUAUCUGUUACUGAGUGUCUGUACAGACUUAAAUAAUGGUGUGUGUGUACUUGUACUUGCUACAUAUUAAGGACCAGAACAUGCUUUUAACCAACGAAGUUAGGACAUGUUUGGGAAGCAAGGACAUUCUGGCUGGUCCUCCCUAGUCUGGUUAACACCAGACCAUAUCACAAGUGAAAUAUCUUGCAGUCACGUGACCGGAAAGUACACAACCGCCAUCUUGUCGGUCAAAAACACCGCUGAAUACUGCUGCACUCGUGUACAGAAUGGAUCAAUUUCAACCGACGGACUACACGGCUCAUUUUUCUAAUGAACAGAUAACUAGAUAUAUGUCUAAAAUAAACGAUCUACAGAUUUGUGACCCUUAUGGCUUACCGGACGGAGUUUUCACGACCGGAUUUUGAACUGCCAGCGGAAUACCCAGACGUGUAUAAUUACCUCAUUAACUUUCCCUCGCUGUUCAGUGGUGAAGCACUGCGUGCCUAUAAAUCUCUGGACAGUUAUCUUUACAGAAAUUCAGGAUUUGUCAGCGACUCAGAUGUGGCAUCUUGUAAACAAGAAUCCUCAUUGGAUGGGUAAGUCACUUAAGUAUUGAGUAUAGCACUGACCAGCCGAUUAUAGAAUAGAAUAAGGUAAUUCCAGCUGUAAUUCCAAAUCGUCCGUCUUGUUUAUAUGGAUCUGGCAUUGGAGAGGUAGAGGCUUAGCAGUGGAGGUUUGAGUGGCUGUUUUCUGAGCUUAGUCAACAGGCCUUGCUUCCUCUCCUGACGCCGCCUCCUUCGCUUUGCUUCCGAUAACAAUCCACGGAGACCCCGCUGGUCUCGCUAUCUCGUCCGGAAUGUUGUGCAUGCGAUGGAAAUCGCUACAAACCGUCAUUUUCUGCUGGAAACCAAUGUCCAGUAAGUCCAUACGGUUGUAGUGGAUAUUGAAGUCCGGUACAGACGAACAACACGCAAAAAUACACACAAAAAACAUAAAAAACGUACACAGGUAGGGAGAGCUUGUAGCCGCAGCCGUUGUAGUAGAAUUGUAUAUAGUAGGGUUUUCCAGAAGAAAAGGUAGAAGUAAAAGUAGAAGUAGAAGGCGGAAUAUGGCGUUUGACCUACAAGAUGGCGUCUGUCACAAUCUGGAUCGGCUGUGACGUCACAUGCAAGUGCUCCAUUGAAUUUCUCGUAGGGGAGGUGUGGUUUACGAUUGUCAACGGCCGUUUACUGGACGUUGCGAAUGUCUAUCAUUUGGCGUAUACGUAGCCCAUGGCCAAUCAUGGCAGUUGUACCCGGUGACGUAGUUAGAGCGACGAAGAAGACGAAGAGGCGAAGAAAGACUGUAACGCCAAACGCUGUUCUUUUUUUAAAACAAACUUUCGCUCUAAACUAUUCAGAACAGUGUCUAAAGCUUGAUCGAAAGUUUGGUUCGUAUCGCUCGCCGCCAUGUUAAAUGUGAUCUGUAAACAGUCCCAAAUAAACUACAAGCUUCCGUUUGUUGAGUAGUACGCGUCACCGUCUUUCCACCCCUCCCCACUCUCUGAUUGGCUCCCUAACUCAGGCGAGCCUUUAGACCAUAGUUUCCAUGCUGUCUUUUCAGAUCGGAACGAUUGUGCAAAGCAGCAUGGGAUUUCCCAGGCUAGGUCCUCCCUUCUUCAAAGGGCUGUUUGAGGGUUACGACUUGGUUUUAAGGUUCAGGUUAGAAUUGGGUUUAGGUUAAAGGAAAAGGCAACUUUUGUACAAAACCAGGUGUGUAAUAGGAGAAAAACAUAUACGUAAUCAAUUCCGUUAAUUAUUUCCAUUAUAUAUCGAACAUGAAAAAAUAUUUUUAACUUUGAAAUCAUGAAUUGACACAGAGGAGCCGAAGUUGGAGGAGGCAGCCAUUUUGAGACUGUGGGCAACUAUAAACCAAUCAGAAUCUUUCGUUAAUGCGCCUCCCUCUGAUCUGUGACGUCACUGGGCCCAUGAAAACAGUGUUUACAGACAGAUCACUGUGAGGACAGUAAGGAGUCCCGCCGGGUGGCUUGUAUCCGAUUCGUUUAUAUCCCGACCUUGUCAGCUGUCAGAUUUAUGUUCAUGGACCCGGUAAGCUGGUAAAUAAUAUUUAUUUAUUUUUUUCUUUACCAAAUUCUAACAGAAAACGAGAGCGCCCGAAAGGGAAAACCGAGCCGAACCGCUUUGCGCAUGCGCAGUAGGCUUGGUAGGACAAAUCCAAAUAGGAGUCAUUCAGGAUUCAGCCAUGUUUUUGCUCCGUGUUUUUACUCAACCAAAGUUAUACAGUAUUAUGAGCUUUAAGUUGCAUAAAUAAAACCAUUUGGUGAAACUUUGAAGAAGCGAUUGUACUGGUUUUUUUACCUUAUUACCAUGAAGCACUGAAGAGUUCUUUUCAGUGGUGGGCCGCAUGACGUCACGCAGUAGAUCAAUAUGGCGGAACGCAUCUUCGCUGAGCUCAGCGCAAGCCCAUAUUAUUAAAAGUUAAAAGAUACUGUUAUGCGGUCUGUUCUUUCUCUAUAAAUUCCAUGAUCGAUUACUUUAUAUAUUUAUCGAUCUAUUUGUGGUGAUUUUGUACAAAAGUUGCCUUUUCCUUUAAGGUUAGGGCAAGGGUUGGGAUUAAGCAUUUAUUUGUGAUGGUUAAGGUUAGGGUAAGGGGCAAGGGAAUGUAUUAAGGUCAAUGAGUGUCCCCACAAAGAUGGAAGUGUGUAUAUAUAUAUAUAUAUAUAUAUAUAUAUAUAUAUAUACACACAUACACAGUGUGCAAAAGUCUUAGGCACGUGUAAAGAAAUGCUGUAGACCAAAAAUGGCUUAAAAAAUAACUAAAUGAAAUGUUUCAACAUUUUAAAAAUACUGUAAGCAGUAAGCCGUAAUAAAUUAAACAAAGUCAGUAUUUGGUGUGAGAUGACGCUUUGCUUUUUAAAAAAAAUAGUAGUCUCAGGUACAAUGAGUGCAGUUUUAUGCGGAAAUGAGCUGUAGGUUUUACUGAGCAUCUUACAGAACCGGCCACAGUUCUUCUGGACACUUUGACUCUCACACUCACUUCUUUUUUUUUUUUUUAAAGAUAUAUUUUUUCACCUUUAUUGGAUAGGACAGUGUAGAGACAGGACAGGAAGUGAGUGGGAGAAAGAGAUGGGGAGGGAUCGGGAAACAACCUCGGGUCGGAAUCAAACCCGGGUCCCCGGAUUUAUGGUAUGGCGCCUUAGUCACCUGAGCCACGACACCCCAAUCUCACACUCACUUCUUAAUUUUGCACCAAAACCCAGCAGCCUUCAUUAUGUUUUCUUUUUUAAUCUGAAAAGUGCUCUUUUAUGGAAUAUACUGCUCAGAUACAAAGUUUUUUGUUUUCUCUAACAUUUAAUUUUGUGCUGGAAUACGAACGUUUGGACUCUAAAAUGUUUUUGUACUGACUCGAUAAUGUAGAAGUCAUAAAAUAGAAAUCUAUAACAAAGUUUGUAUGAAAAGAAAAAAACAAUAGGGUGCCUAAGACUUUUGCACAGCACUGUAUAAGGAAAAUUUGUCUGUAAACUGGAUUUGUGGGCUGUUGGAGUUUAGGACUUUGAGAAAAUGUUACAUGUGCCAUAUACAUUGAUAACAAUGACAUGUUCGAUAUCACACCCUUUCAGUAAUUUAUUUAACUGGGACUUAGUGAGUAUUUUUGCCAACCGCAUUUUACAUUUAAUUAUGUCAUUUUGUAUGAUUUUGAAAAGAAUACUUAAUAUGUUUUGAAAAGAUGAUUGCCCCCCCAAUGCUACAAAUCACCUGUCUUGAUAAAAUACUGAGAUAUGCCUGUGAACCUCAGUGUCUGCGCUUCAGGCAGAUAGAGGUGAGGCAGAAUAAUCUCUGGAUGCAAGUCUAAAUGAGAGGAAAUACUACUUAACCUAUGAAUUACUUAACCUUUUCACAGCAUUGCUCCUCUCUCUACCUAUCUGAUUUUCAACAGGCACAGUACUGUACUGUAUACGUAAGCCAAAGGUUGUGAAACAAACCCCCUUACUGUCUUACUGUGCAUUAUCACACACACUGCAUCCAGUUCUGAAUGUCAUCUCUCAACCAAAUAAACCUUUUCUCUUGUUUCUAAAAAAUAAA